AUGUCCGACCUCGACAGGAAAGCUCAGCCCGACCCCUACGCCGAAGAAAGGAUAUCUCCAGCGACGACCGCCGACCUAGAUGCCAGCUACGAAGCCUACAAAAGCCAUGAAGGCUCGCCAAUUGACCCGGCCGAGGCCAAAAGAGUACUACGGAAGAUCGAUAUGCGUAUCGUUCCCAUCCUCUUCAUGGUGUACCUCCUUCAAUAUCUCGACAAAAACUCCUUAAACUUCGCCACAGCGUAUGGUUUCCAAAAGGGCACGAAUCUACGUAAACAAGACUACUCCUGGCUCGGAUCUAUAUUCUAUUUUGGGUACCUUUGGGCGCAGCUACCUGGCGGAUACUUGUUGCAGAGGUUGCCCAUUGCAAAAUUUCUGGGAACAACUACUAUAAUCUGGGGUGUCAUUCUCAUAACCACACCGGCAUGCACAAACUUUGCCGGCGUGGCCACCAAUCGCUUCCUGCUCGGUACCUUCGAAGCUGUUGUCAAUCCCGGUUUUAUCCUCAUCAUGGGUAUGUGGUGGACCGCCGCCGAACAACCCCUCCGCCUCGAAGCAUACUAUUGCACCAACGGCAUUGCAACAAUGGUUGGCGGACUCUUGGGUUACGCAAUCGGCCACAUUACCACCGGCGCUCUGGACCGCUGGAUGUAUGUGUUCAUCAUCUUUGGCAGUGUCAGCAUUGUUUGGGGUGUUGUGGUUCUUCUCUUCUUGCCUGAUCUACCUUCUACCGCAAAGUUCUUGACCGAAAGAGAAAGAUAUAUCGCUGUGGAGCGAGUGGCCAGCAAUAGACAAGGCGUCAAGAACACACACUUCAAGAAAUAUCAGUUGAUGCAGGCACUGCGGGACCCAAAGACAUGGAUCUUGUUUGUCAUGGCUGUCGGUGCACAGGUGCCCAAUUCUGCUCUUACCAGUUUCACGUCCAUCAUCCUUGGCUCCUUUGGCUUCGACACACUAGGCACACAGUACCUCCAGAUUCCAAGCGGGUUCAUUCAAUUCGCUGCUCUCCUUGGUGGCGGAAUCAUCUGCUCUCACUUCCCAAACACCCGCUGCAUCGUCAUGAUUGCUGCAAACUUGAUCUGCAUCCUCGGAGCUGCUAUGCUGGUCGGUCUACCCGCAAGCAACAAAUGGGGCAGAUUAGUUGCAUUGUGGUUGUGCUAUUUCCAAGGCCUAGGGUUCAGUAUGAGUUUAACGAUGGUGAGUAGUAAUGUGGCGGGGUAUACGAAGAAGCAGGUCACGGGCACGAUUCUUUUUGUGGGAUAUUGUGUGGGUAACAUCAUCGGUCCUCAAACUUUCAGAGACAGCGAGAAGCCUGGCUACCACAGUGCUUACAUUGCCAUGCUGGUUGGAUAUGUGGUCAAGCUGGGCAUGGUUGUCGUUCUGUAUGUAUACAUGUUCACGGCAAAUAAGAAACGCGAUCGCGAGGCUGGUGGCAUGACUGCAGAAGAAGAGAGAUUGGCUAUCGAGCAAGGUAUGCAGGAUCAGACCGAGUUGGACAACAAGGGCUUUAGAUACACUCUGUAG
Aureobasidium namibiae CBS 147.97 is the source of this 1521-nucleotide messenger RNA. Its product is annotated as MFS general substrate transporter. Gene Ontology annotation, cellular component: plasma membrane. Gene Ontology annotation, molecular function: dipeptide transmembrane transporter activity; allantoate transmembrane transporter activity. Lineage: Eukaryota; Fungi; Ascomycota; Dothideomycetes; Dothideales; Saccotheciaceae. Bases 1 to 1521 code for a protein of 506 amino acids. The record is from RefSeq and is a predicted model, not a curated record. The transcript is spliced from 5 exons. Gene Ontology annotation, biological process: tripeptide transport; dipeptide transport; transmembrane transport.